Musa acuminata subsp. malaccensis (wild Malaysian banana) is the source of this 1757-nucleotide messenger RNA. RefSeq names its product shaggy-related protein kinase eta. Gene Ontology annotation, biological process: protein phosphorylation; signal transduction. NCBI's taxonomy places the organism in Eukaryota, Viridiplantae, Streptophyta, Magnoliopsida, Zingiberales, Musaceae. Gene Ontology annotation, cellular component: cytoplasm. Gene Ontology annotation, molecular function: ATP binding; protein serine/threonine kinase activity. The record is from RefSeq and is a predicted model, not a curated record.
UCUUCUUCUUCCUCCUCGUCCUCCUCCUUCCACCACAUCGAACGGCCUCGCUGCCGCCGGGAUCUCAUCAUCCGCAGCUGCUGGAGCACGACGCCCUUGUACCCGCCGCGGAGAUGGCCGAAGGCAAGGGUGGCCACAUUUUAUCGAACAAUCUUGAGGACUUCUGGGAUCUUGUCUUAUUUGAUGUUCUGUGGAGUUCUUGCCUCGGUCUCCAACUUUAUAUCACCAGUGUUCCUUCAAGCAUCUGUUAUGGAAGGAAGUGAUGGGGUCACUGGUCAUAUCAUUUCCACCACCAUUGGAGGCAAGAAUGGUGAACCCAAGCAGACCAUUAGUUACAUGGCUGAGCGUGUGGUGGGUGCUGGCUCAUUUGGGAUUGUUUUUCAGGCAAAAUGUUUGGAAACAGGAGAGACUGUGGCUAUAAAAAAGGUGUUGCAGGAUCAGAGAUACAAAAACCGUGAGCUACAGCUGAUGCGCUCAAUGGAUCAUCCGAAUGUGAUCUCUCUAAAGCAUUGUUUCUUCACCACGAGCAGAGAUGAGCUUUUUCUCAACUUGGUCAUGGAAUAUGUGCCGGAAACACUAUUUCGUGUUCUAAGGCAUUUCAGCAGUGUGAAUCAAAGGAUGCCGUUAAUCUACGUGAAGCUUUACACAUAUCAGAUAUUUAGAGGGUUGGCUUAUAUGCAUACAGUUCCUGGUGUUUGCCAUAGAGAUGUUAAACCACAAAAUGUUUUGGUAGAACCUCUUACCCAUCAAGUCAAGCUAUGUGAUUUUGGAAGCGCAAAAGUUUUGGUCAAGGGUGAACCGAACAUUUCUUACAUCUGCUCUCGCUAUUAUCGUGCUCCAGAGCUUAUUUUUGGCUCAACAGAAUAUACAACAUCCAUUGAUAUAUGGUCAGCAGGUUGUGUUCUUGCUGAGUUACUCCUCGGUCAGCCAUUGUUUCCUGGAGACAGUGCUGUUGAUCAGCUUGUUCAGAUAAUCAAGGUUCUUGGAACUCCAACACGUGAGGAAAUUCGGUGCAUGAAUCCUAACUAUACAGAUUUCAGAUUUCCACAGAUAAAAGCUCAUCCAUGGCACAAGAUAUUCCAUAAGCGGAUGCCUCCAGAAGCAAUUGAUCUUACAUCACGCCUUCUUCAAUACUCUCCAAGUUUUCGCUGCACUGCACUGGAAGCAUGCGCUCACCCCUUUUUUGAUGAGCUACGGGGUUCAAAUGCACGGUUACCAGAUGGUCGUCCUCUGCCUGCUCUUUUUAACUUCAAACAAGAAUUAGCAGGUGCAUCACCGGAGCUCAUUGGCAAGCUGAUUCCAGAACAUGCGAGGCGGCACUCUGAUCUCGGUUUCUUGCAAAUGCCUGGGACGUAGUACCACGAACUCUGGUUAGAAACGAUCAAAGCACUAAAUGGGUUUUAUGCUGGCGAGCAAGAGUGCCAGAUUGGUGAGAGCUAGAACGGUGGAGCUGCUAUGUUAUUUGGAGCGUUAUUAUAUUCUAUGCUGCCUGUCGAUAUCUGUGUAUCCUAAGUUAUUUAGGAUCAAGGGGGGCGAUCGUAAGCGUCCUUUCGGUAAUGUUUUGCUGCUGUAUUCCUGCACCAGAUGCGGUAGAGAAGUCGAAACAAGCUGGCCAUCUUCAUCUUAAUUUCUUUUUCCUCUAGUAAGAUCAGUGCAUAACAAGUUUAAGUUGCUUGUAGCAUAUGUAACCUAUUUUUUUUCCUUGUAGAUGUGACUAAUCCAGAAAUUGAAUGGAAGUAUCUUCUUGCGAGUACUCA